Molecule: messenger RNA, 2886 nt
Organism: Magallana angulata
Lineage: Eukaryota; Metazoa; Mollusca; Bivalvia; Ostreida; Ostreidae
Product: ankyrin-1-like
Exons: 2
Coding region: 167-2059 (630 amino acids)
Molecular function (GO): protein binding
Source: RefSeq, a predicted model, not a curated record
CGUUUUGCCGAAUCAGAAUAAGUGCAGAUAUGGCGUCUUUAACAACAUGGGCAUUGGAAAGGGACGGGCAGCUCUAGAAUGUUACAGAAAAUUGCAGGAGAUACGUGAUUGAGUUUGUGAUACAGUUACUGCAAUAUUUGUCUAUAGUCCUUCGGACAGUGUAAUAAUGGCGCUUGCAGAAAAUUUAAACCGGGCCAUUGUAAAAGGAGAUUUAAAUCUCGUUCAAAAACUUGUUGCAGAAGGUGCUGCGAUGGAUUUCAUGUUAGGCAUGCGCGGAACAGCCCUAUGUGCAGCUUUAUCAGCCAAUCAGACCGACAUUGCACAGUUCCUAAUCGAGGCUGGAUGUGGAGUGAAUGUGGAGGAUUACGACAAGGAACCUCCCAUAUUUCUUGCAAUUAGCAAAAAGUGUUUCGAUGUGGUUCAUAGAUUAACACGACAUCCAAAGUGUAACCUUAAUAAAUACGAUCCUUUAACUAAUGUUUCGCCAUUGGCUCUUGCCGUAAAGAACAACCAUCAAGAUGUCGUUAAAUGGUUUAUAGAGGCGGGAGCGGAUCUCAAUGUUACCGAUCAUACCGACAGUACUGCAUUGCACAUAGCAAUACAGGACCGUAAUUACGACAUGAUGGAUAUGCUGGUGAAAGGCGGCUGUGAUUUAUCGAAAAAUGAUUCCACUGGGAGGUACCCGAUACACAUAAUUGCUAGUAAAGGUGACGAAAGAGGUCUAAAAAUCUUAUUGCAAAAAUGGAUUGAUGUCUCUGAUAAACUACCGACCGAGUUUUACAUGUAUUCUUUUCUUUCUACGAUAGAUCAGGUAAACGUUAGGCAACUUCUCAAUAAAACUACAAAGGCAGGUCUUAUUACCAGUACUCCUUUACAUUUUGCAAUUUCGAAUGGUCACAGUUCGAUGUCUCAAUUCUUGCUCAGAUAUGGCUCUUCGCCUAAUGGACCAGAGGACAGGCUUGCCGAGUCGCCGCUUUUAUCGGCAAUAUCGGCGGCAUCCUGCCACAAUGGCCAGAUCGAUGCCUUUUUGGUGUCAUGGUUGCUACAGGCAGGGGCGAACCCAAAUGCAUGUGGUAAAUUAACAUCGACGACUCUGUUCACAUACGUCGAAAGCCCCAUCAUGCUAGCCUGUCGGCUCAAUAAUGUUGAAGUCUUUGAACUCCUUAUCCAGCAUGGUGCUGACUUGGAUAUGAAACAUGCAGACAUUGGACGUGUCAACAGAAAGUCGCUACUUACUAUCGCCUUCUCUCACAGUGCAAUAGAAAUAGCUAAAUGUCUUCUUUACAGAUAUAAAGUAUUGGACGUCGAAGUAGACGACACAGAAUCUUGCUUGGAAGAAAAUUUGUUAAUGUCUCUAAGCGAUUUAUACCAUCCGGAAGUGGAGGAGUUUGCCAAAACCGUUCUAUCCUAUGAAAAACCCAGUGAAAACACUUUGCAUGACUGUCUAUCAAAUUCAAUCAUAAAAAACAAUAUUCAUUUUGCUCUUGCUUUGUUGCGACAUGGAGAUGUAGAUGUAAAUCAUUUAAAUGCAGACGGAUUCGGCCCAAUUCAUAACUGCAUCAGAGGCUCAAGUGCGAAUAAAGAUUUUCUGUUAAAACUUCUCCAGUCAGGAAGCGAUAUCAACAUGCUUUCCGCCGAAGGUUUAACUCCUCUGGAAAUGUGUUUGGAAUAUUUUGAUGAAGACCAUUUGGAUUUGGCUUAUUUUUUGAUCGAGGCUGGCUGUGUAUUACCAAACAAGUUCCAAACUUCAAUGGAGAUGGAAAGCGGUGAUAAGCUGUCUGAUUCCGACGAUUCUGAUGAUUCAGACGUCGACAAUGAAGAUUUUUACGAUGACGCCGAUUGUCCGGCAGCCUUCACUGAAGACAGGAAGUUGCAAAAAAUAGUGACAUCUUUGCAGCGGCACCCACAAUCUCUGUUACAGCGAUGCUUGCACGUUUUGCGCAUGCAUUUUGCACACAAUCGUCUCGCAUUUGAAUCGAUCAAUCUGCUUCCGUUACCUCGAAAACUUUUGGAAAUGCUUAUGUUUAAAAGAUUUCAACAUAAUUUAAGAAUUUCAUAGACUAUAUUUUUCGUUGUGGCUGACAAAAUUUAUUCCAGAGUGGUUUUGUUUGUUGGUGUUUGUGCCUUUAGAUUCUAGAAAAAGAUUUCAAGUCUUGUUAUGAUAUUUUAUUUCAAAGUCUUCAUUUUCCAGAAUUCCGAGUGCGUAUCGUUUAAUUCAGAAGAAAGAGGAAAAAAUAAAAUAAUGUAACGUGUGAAAGGCCCUGUCACACCAAGCUGCGUCCCCACGGCGUGUUCAAGGCGUUGUAAAAUCAUUGAAUCGCCGUAGGAUCGCAAGGAAAAUUCAGAAAAAUGUACAGUUUUAUUUGAAAAUUUUACAAGUGGAGAUGUCACGACGACCGAGGCGUUCUUACGGAGCUCCCACGGAGUUCUACUUGGCGAUUAACUGCGCUCUCGCUGAGUCUCCGCCGAGCGCUCAUGACGUGCUAGGAGUUUUUACUGCGGGACCACGGCGUGCUCUGCGCGCUAGCUGAUUGCCUGCACAAGACGUUCUUUACUUCUUGGUAGGUUAAUAUUAAUUUGUACAAUUAUAUGGAAAACAAACAAGAAUUUACAACUGGUAAAUAAAUGAUUAAAUAACUGUUUUGAUUUUAUGAAAAGGUACAUUGUAAUUGAAACAUAACUUCUUAUAAAUUGUGAAGGACUAGUAAAAACUAUUAGUAGUCAGGUCUACAAAAAAGAUCCGUUAUUAGUUGUUAGGAAACAUAGAAAAGAUGUGAAAACAUCAGAACCAAAUGGCAUGAAUUCCAUCAACGUCCAUUGAUAGGUCUUGGAAUUUUAGCAAAUGCUACUUUUUACAGAGUCAUCUACAUCCAGUUUGAUAAUUAU